CCCUUUUUUUUCUUCUUCUCUCCACAUCCCCUUUUUUUUCUUUCCUCCUUUCCUUCUUCCUCCAUCUUUCGUUCGUAGAUUUUUCUUGCUGACAUUAUCUAUCCUGGCAAUCUGGACAGCUUAAUUUCCCGCCUCUCGAAAUAAUGGCGUCCCCCAACACUGAAGGGGAUCAUCAUCUCCCUGAAAAAGACCUUCCCUCUGCCACCUCCGACCCUGAAGCUCAUCAGGACUCCCCUGUCUCGGGCAAGCCAUGGAUGUACAAACCUAUCAAACUCGGCCCUUUCACUCUCCCCUGGUUCGCGUCCCCGGAGAUGCAGCUCAUCCUGGUGUCUUUCGUCUGCUUCCUCUGCCCCGGAAUGUUCAAUGCCGUCUCCGGUCUUGGUGGCGGUGGUCAACUCACCCAAACCGAUGUCAGUAAAGCCAAUACCGCGCUGUACAGUACCUUCGCCGUCGUGGGGUUCUUUGCCGGCUCCAUUGCCAAUCGCAUUGGUCUCCAAUUGACUCUCUCCUUCGGUGGCUUCGGCUACUUCCUCUAUGUCGCUUCUCUUCUCUCCUACAACCACACCAUGAACUCUGGCUUCCUUAUCUUCGCCGGUGCUUUGCUCGGGGUUUGCGCCGGUCUAUUGUGGUGCGCCCAGGGCGCGGUUAUGAUGAGCUACCCCAAGGAGAACGAAAAGGGCAAGUUUAUCUCCAUCUUCUGGGUGAUUUUCAACCUGGGUGGUGUGCUUGGAGGUUUGAUCCCCUUGGGCCAAAACAUGCACUCCACAGCCGGUCGUGUCAACGACGGAACCUAUAUCGCCUUCAUGGUUCUCAUGGCCGCCGGCUUCGUCCUUGCCUGGUGCCUGAUCGAUUCCAAGUACGUUGUGCGCAAGGAUGGUACUCGUGUCAUCGCCAUGAAGAACCCCACCUGGAAGUCCGAGUUUAUUGGUCUCUGGGAAACCCUCUUCACCGACUGGUACAUUGUUGCCUUCUUCCCCAUGUUCCUGGCCAGUAAUUGGUUCUACGGCUACCACUUCAACGCCGUCAACGGCUCCUACUUCUCCAUCCGGACCCGUGCCCUCAACAGUAUCCUGUACUGGACCAUGCAAAUGGUAGGCGCCUUCCUCUUCGGUAUCACCCUGGAUCUCAAGUGCCUUUCGCGUCCCACUCGCGCCAAGCUCAACUGGGCUCUCCUUCUAGCCCUUACUAUGGGUAUCUGGGGAGGUGGAUACGCAUUCCAGAAGACCUACACUCGCGAGACGGCCGACGGUGAGAAGGACUGGACCGAAAGCGGUUACAUUGGGCCCAUGUUCAUGUAUAUGUUCUAUGGCUUCUACGAUGCGGCAUUCCAAACCUGCGCAUACUGGUGGAUGGGUUCGCUUUCCAACAACGGCCGGAAGCUCGCCAACUUUGCUGGUUUCUACAAGGGGAUUCAGUCUGCUGGUCAGGCAGGAAUGUGGGCCCUUGACUACAACAAGAAGCCCUACAUGACCAUGCUUGCCUCGUGCUGGGGCCUGCUUGCGGGCAGUCUUCUGAUUGCUUCUCCAGUCGUCUUCUUCAAGAUCCAGGACCACACCGCUAUUGAGGAGGAUCUGAGGUUCUCCGACGAGACCGUCCAGGAGGUCACCGGCGUCGCUGUUACCGGGCAGGACUCCACCUCGGAGACUGAAAAGCGCUAAGAUACCCGGUCUACGGACUUUAAUGUUACGGUGAUGGAAUCCAUGAAUUGACAUGAUAUUUUGGACGGGCGGUGAAUUCGGUAUUGACUUGCUUACAUAUGCGCUGUAGGGGACUGGCAUAGCUUACCAGUCAGAAGAUUCUUACAUAAUAAUAUAAUCCUUCAGCGAGCAUAUUCUAUUCUAUUCAGGUGCAAAAGAAAACACCUACUACUACUACUGUUCACCUCUCAUGCUCGGAUUGGUCUUUUUCAGGGUCCAUAGCUUCUAGACCCAUGUACUAGUUAGUACUAGUUAGUAUGUACCACAGUAAGAAAAGACAAAGCCACCCACCCAGCCUUGCUUAUCUCAAUUCAACAACAACAACAACAACCAUGCCAUCAAAGGAACCAGAAUCCGAAUCCGAAUCCGAAUCUCAUAGACAAGUGAGUGACAUGUGUGAA
Aspergillus ochraceoroseus IBT 24754 is the source of this 2098-nucleotide messenger RNA. RefSeq names its product unc-93 family MFS transporter. The transcript has 4 exons. Gene Ontology annotation, biological process: transmembrane transport. The record is from RefSeq and is a predicted model, not a curated record. Gene Ontology annotation, molecular function: transmembrane transporter activity. Lineage: Eukaryota; Fungi; Ascomycota; Eurotiomycetes; Eurotiales; Aspergillaceae. The coding region runs from base 144 to 1658 and encodes 504 amino acids.